This is a messenger RNA of Alternaria rosae, 525 nucleotides long. RefSeq lists its product as uncharacterized. The record is from RefSeq and is a predicted model, not a curated record. The transcript has 2 exons. Lineage: Eukaryota; Fungi; Ascomycota; Dothideomycetes; Pleosporales; Pleosporaceae. Bases 59 to 484 code for a protein of 141 amino acids.
UCGCUCAUUCACACCUCACCAACUCUACGCACAUCGCCACCACAAAUACGUCUACAACAUGGUUCGCGCCUCGACAGUCGCCGAAUCCCAGUGCGUCCACUUCAUGGUCGCUGAACACACUGCCAAGUUUACGGCUGGCAUCAUUGUCUAUGCCUUCUUCGCGGUCGAUGCCUUCUUCAAAAUGGCGGGCAAGGACAAGCACCCAGCGAUUUUGGCGUGGCUAGUUCUCAUUCUGUUCAGUCUAUAUGUCCUUACAGGCAUCGUCCUCGAACCUGUACAUGCGAUAUCCAAGAAGUACAAAGUCGACAAUGCCACCGGGCUCCAAUACAUACUCAGUUGCAUCUACCUACUGGCAUUUCUGUCGAUGUGUGCCGCAAUGCGAUUUGCAAUCCCGAAAGGCUAUCUACUGGUCUGGUCUUCCUUCUUUCUGCUACCGGUAAGUCCUGUCGGUAGAACCUGUAUCGACAAUUCUCGCUCUUCGUAGAUCUGUCGUAUGCUCUUUGCCCUCGCCAUCGAAGCUACGUU